ACGCGGGGCGCGGGGGAGCAGCGCGGCGCUCACGGGCCGGGGCGCGCAGCUGCGGUCGCCGGUGAGCGCGGGCUCCCUCUCGCGUGGCCUCGCCGGGUGCGCCUGGCCUGCCCACCUCCGGAGCCGCCUCUGCCCCCGUAUGGGCUGGGGAAGUUGGGAGGAGGGAGCCGGAGCCGGAGCCCGAGCCCGCGCCGGGCGCGCUCGGUCGCUGCCUGACUCGGCGCCCGCAGUUCGGGCGCAGCGCGCCAGCCGCAGGAGCACGGAUGUCCCCCGGAGCCGCGGGCUGGCAGAUAACUCAUGCUAGCAUCCUGGUGUCUGUCCCUUGGACUCAUCCUGAUGCCCUUUCGUGAGUUAAGGUCUGGGGUCCUGAGGCUGCCGGCAGACUAUGGGUACAACGGCCAGCACAGCCCAGCAGACGGUCUCGGCAGGCACCCCUUUUGAGGGCCUCCAGGGCAGCGGCACGAUGGACAGUCAGCACUCGGUCAGCGUCCACUCCUUCCAGACCACUAGCUUGCAUAACAGCAAGGCCAAGUCCAUCAUCCCCAACAAGGUGGCCCCUGUUGUGAUCACGUACAACUGCAAGGAGGAGUUCCAGAUCCAUGAUGAGCUGCUCAAGGCUCAUUACACGUUGGGCCGGCUCUUGGACACCACCCCUGAGCACUACCUGGUGCAAGGCCGCUACUUCCUGGUGCGGGAUGUCACUGAGAAGAUGGAUGUGCUGGGCACCGUGGGAAGCUGUGGGGCCCCCAACUUCCGGCAGGUGCAGGGUGGGCUCACUGUGUUCGGCAUGGGACAGCCCAGCCUCUCAGGGUUCAGGCGGGUCCUCCAGAAACUCCAGAAGGACGGACAUAGGGAGUGUGUCAUCUUCUGUGUGCGAGAGGAACCUGUGCUGUUCCUGCGUGCAGAUGAGGACUUUGUGUCCUACACACCUCGAGACAAGCAGAACCUUCAUGAGAACCUCCAGGGCCUUGGACCCGGGGUCCGGGUGGAGAGCCUGGAGCUGGCCAUCCGGAAAGAGAUCCACGACUUUGCCCAGCUGAGCGAGAACACAUACCAUGUGUACCAUAACACCGAGGACCUGCGGGGGGAGCCCCAUGCCGUGGCCAUCCGUGGUGAGGACGACUUGCAUGUGACGGAGGAGGUGUACAAGCGGCCCCUCUUCCUGCAGCCUACCUACAGGUACCACCGCCUGCCCCUGCCCGAGCAAGGGAGUCCCCUGGAGGCCCAGUUAGACGCCUUUGUCAGUGUUCUCCGGGAGACCCCCGGCCUGCUGCAGCUCCGCGAUGCCCACGGGCCUCCCCCAGCCCUCGUCUUCAGCUGUCAGAUGGGCGUGGGCAGGACCAACCUGGGCAUGGUCCUGGGCACCCUCAUCCUGCUUCACCGCAGUGGGACUACCUCCCAGCCAGAGGCUGCCCCCACGCAGGCCAAGCCCCUGCCCAUGGAGCAGUUCCAGGUGAUCCAGAGCUUUCUCCGCAUGGUGCCCCAGGGAAGGAGGAUGGUGGAAGAGGUGGACAGAGCCAUCACUGCCUGUGCUGAGUUGCAUGACCUGAAAGAAGUGGUCUUGGAAAACCAGAAGAAGUUAGAAGGUAUCCGACCGGACAGCCCAGCCCAGGGAAGUGGCAGCCGACACAGCAUCUGGCAGAGGGCGUUGCGGAGCCUGGAGCGAUACUUCUACCUGAUCCUGUUUAACUACUACCUUCAUGAGCAGUACCCGCUGGCCUUUGCCCUCAGUUUCAGCCGCUGGCUGUGUGCCCACCCUGAGCUGUACCGCCUGCCUGUGACGCUGAGCUCAGCAGGCCCUGUGGUUCCGAGGGACCUCAUCGCCAGGGGCUCCCUGCGGGAGGACGAUCUGGUCUCCCCGGACGCACUCAGCACUGUCAGAGAGAUGGAUGUGGCCAACUUCCGGCGGGUGCCCCGCAUGCCCAUCUACGGCACGGCCCAGCCCAGCGCCAAGGCCCUGGGGAGCAUCCUGGCCUACCUGACGGACGCCAAGAGGAGGCUGCAGAAGGUUGUUUGGGUGAGCCUUCGGGAGGAGGCCGUGUUGGAGUGUGACGGGCACACCCACAGCCUGCGGUGGCCUGGGCUCCCUGUGGCUCCUGACCAGCUGGAGACCCUGGAGGCCCAGCUGAAGGCCCAUCUAAGCGAGCCUCCCCCAGGCAAGGAGGGCCCCCCGACCUACAGGUUCCAGACCUGCCUCACCAUGCAGGAGGUCUUCAGCCAGCAGUGCAGGGCCUGCCCUGGCCUCACCUACCACCGCAUCCCCAUGCCGGACUUCUGUGCCCCCCGAGAGGAGGACUUUGACCAGCUGCUGGAGGCCCUGCGGGCCGCCCUCUCCAAGGACCCAGGCACUGGCUUUGUGUUCAGCUGCCUCAGCGGCCAGGGCCGUACCACGACUGCGAUGGUGGUGGCUGUCCUGGCCUUCUGGCACAUCCAAGGCUUCCCCGAGGUGGGUGAGGAGGAGCUUGUGAGUGUGCCUGAUGCCAAGUUCACUAAGGGUGAAUUUCAGGUAGUAAUGAAGGUGGUGCAGCUGCUGCCCGAUGGGCACCGUGUGAAGAAGGAGGUGGACGCGGCACUGGACACUGUCAGUGAGACCAUGACGCCCAUGCACUACCACCUGCGGGAGAUCAUCAUCUGCACCUACCGCCAGGCAAAGGCAGCGAAAGAGGCGCAGGAAAUGCGGAGGCUGCAGCUGCGGAGCCUGCAGUACUUGGAGCGCUAUGUCUGCCUGAUUCUCUUCAACGCGUACCUCCACCUGGAGAAGGCUGACUCCUGGCAGAGGCCCUUCAGCACCUGGAUGCAGGAGGUGGCAUCGAAGGCUGGCAUCUACGAGAUCCUCAACGAGCUGGGCUUCCCCGAGCUGGAGAGCGGGGAGGACCAGCCCUUCUCCAGGCUGCGCUACCGGUGGCAGGAGCAGAGCUGCAGCCUCGAGCCCUCCGCCCCCGGGGACUUGCUGUAGGGGGCCUUACUCCCUGUCCCCCCACCCACAGGGCCCCACGCAGGCCUGGGGUGUCUGAGGUGCUUUUGGCUGGGAGCGGCCCUGAGGGGUGCUGGCCUUGAAAUGAUUCCCCCGCUUCCUGGAGAGACUGGGCGGAGUUGGGAGCCUUUUUAGAAAGAACUUUUUAUAGGACAGGGAGACAGCACAGCCAUCCUUGGCAAACCACCAAGAUGUGUGGCUGACCUCCAGGGAGGAGCACUCACUGGAGUGCUCACAAGGUGCACACUGCUGUGUGCACCUUGCAGACAGGCUGGCGUUCAGCCUCCAAGGGGCUCACUCCCCCAGUUGCCAAACACUGUGGAUCUCUCUGUCCUCUUCUCCCCGCUCUCAGAUUGGCCUGGCAGCCCCUGGCACAGAGCAGACCCAGCCACUGGUAGCUCCCCACUUCCUUACUUCUGCUGCUCUGCCAUUGCCGCUCCCCUUCUUGCUGCCCAAGCACUGCCCUCGGGCGUCUGGCAGCCUGAGGUGGGUGGAGGGGACAGUGUUCUGGAUAGAUCUAUUAUGUGAAAGGCAGCUUCACCCAGUUUUCGGGACUCUCAUGCCCCCAUCUCCAACCUGGGAGACUUCAGGAAGGACAACCUACCUGGCCUGGUGGGGCUGGCAGGAUGGUGGAAGUUUCUCAAGGAGCUGGAGACCUCAGGGAGCCCCUCUCAUGGGGAGGAAAGAGCUUCCAGGAGGUGAACGCAGCACAGAGGAAGAGGCCUGCUCCACUUGCCUGGGAACCUGGGCAGGAGGCACAGAGGAAGCCAAGGCCUGGGGCUGCAGGUUUCCCGGCACCUCUCUCUGUCCCAGCAGCCCAGGAUGGCCUGGUGCCCCCACCUGCUGCAGCAGGAGCCCCAGGGAGUGCUGGCCGAGGGCAGUUGCUGGGGUGGUCCUCAUGGACAGUGAGGUGUGCAAGGGUGCACUGAGGGUGGUGGGAGGGGUCACCUGGGUUCCAGGCCAUCCUUGCUGAGCAUCUUUGAGCCUGCCUUCCGGUGGGAGCAGCAAAGGCCAGACCCUGCUGAGUUAGAGGCUGCUGGGAUCCACUCUUUCCACACAGCGGGAAGGCUGCUGGGAACAGGGGGCAGAGAAGUGCCAUGUUUGAGUUGAGCCUUGCAGCUCUUCCAGCUGGGGACUGGUGCUUGCUGAAACCCAGGAACUGAACAGUGAGGAGGCUGUCCACCUUGCUUGGCUUACUUAGGACCAGGAGAGCCUGUCUUUGGUUAGGCUCAUGUACUUCUGCAGGAAAAAAAAAAAAAAAAAAAAAGGAUGUGUCAUUGGUCAUGAUAUUUGAAAAGGGGAGGAGGCCGAAGUUGUUCCCAUUUACCCAGUAUUGGAAAAUAUUUGACCCCCUUGGCUGAAUUCUUUUGCAGAACUACUGUAUGUCUGUUCACUACCUUUUCAGGUUUAUUGUUUUUAUUUUUGCAUGAAUUAAGACGUUUUAAUUUCUUUGCAGACAAGGUCUAGAUGCGGAGUCAGAGAUGGGACUGAGUCGGGAGGGAUCCUUUGUGUUCUCAUGGUUGGCUCUGACUUUCAGCUGUGUUGGGACCACUGGCUGAUCACAUCACCUCUCUGCCUCAGUUUCCCCAUCUGUAAAAUGGGAGAAUAAUACUUGCCUACCUACCUCACAGGGGUGUUGUGAGGAUUCAUUUGUGUUUUUUUUUUUUUGUACAGAGCUUUUAAGCAUUAAAAACAGCGGGCCUUGGCUGGGUCCACCUGGGACAUGCACCCCUGAA
This is a messenger RNA of Pongo pygmaeus (Bornean orangutan), 4710 nucleotides long. It is a transcript of the gene PALD1, whose product is annotated as phosphatase domain containing paladin 1. The transcript is spliced from 21 exons. The record is from RefSeq and is a predicted model, not a curated record. The coding region runs from base 386 to 2956 and encodes 856 amino acids. NCBI's taxonomy places the organism in Eukaryota, Metazoa, Chordata, Mammalia, Primates, Hominidae.